Messenger RNA from Paramormyrops kingsleyae, 2490 nucleotides. It is a transcript of the gene ngfb, whose product is annotated as nerve growth factor b (beta polypeptide). Gene Ontology annotation, molecular function: growth factor activity; nerve growth factor receptor binding. Lineage: Eukaryota; Metazoa; Chordata; Actinopteri; Osteoglossiformes; Mormyridae. Gene Ontology annotation, cellular component: axon; dendrite; synaptic vesicle. The record is from RefSeq and is a predicted model, not a curated record. Gene Ontology annotation, biological process: neuron projection morphogenesis; nerve growth factor signaling pathway; modulation of chemical synaptic transmission.
UGAAACAAUCAAUGUCUCAAGCAGUGUAGAAGUUGAGCUGGAGUGAAUGGAAGAGGACCAGUCUUUCCAACCUGGGCUUGGCAUUUGGGAUAAGGCUCUGGAUUAACACACAAGGUGGACUAUACCCUCUGUCUGCCGGGACUUUAGCACUUGCUGGGGAGCAGGAACAGCAGUGGAGAACGCGAGCCCAUGAGGUCGUCGAUGCUGAUCCUGCUCUUCCUGAUUGGCGUCCAGGCUGCAGCGAACAUGGGGGGGGAGGAUCGGGCAUGGGAGGAGUCCGGGCCCGAGAGCCUAUCACAGAAAAGGGCCCCCUGGGACGAUACUGAGAGCCUCAGCCAGACAGACACUGCCUUCUCAGACUCAGCCCCUACAGUGGACCCCGAACUCUUCAACAGUAGGCAGCGGCACUCAGCUCGGGUGCUGUUCAGCACCCAUCCUCCGGAGUCAGAGCCCGGAACCAGGGUGCGCAGGCAUGCGGCGCCGUCGCAGUCCCGCGGCGUUUACUCCGUGUGUGAAAGCAUCAGCACCUGGGUGGGCAAUAAGACCAGGGCCACGGACAUCUCAGGCAAUGACGUCACGGUGCUGCCCAACGUCAACAUCAACAACGUCAUCAAGAAGCAGUACUUCUUCGAGACCAUGUGCCGGGCUGCUAAGUCCGGUUCCUCAGGAUGCCUGGGUGUGGAUGCCCGCCACUGGAACUCCCACUGCACCAACACACACACGUUUGUCCGGGCGCUCACCUCCUUCAAAAACCUGGUGGCCUGGCGACUCAUCCGCAUUAAUGUGGCUUGCGUCUGCGUGCUCAGCCGCAAGUCCUGGAAGCCCCCCCCACAACAGGCAGUAUGACGGACAGCAAAAGGCCAAGCCAACAAUAAUCCUCUGCCCAAUGGCGAUCUGUCACAAUCCAAACCCUGAUCUCACACUGUAAAUUACUGGUUAUUUUAAGUUAUAAGGACCGCAUAUCAUAUUUAUAGUUUAUACAGUCAAAAAGUAUAUAUAAGAAUUCAUGCGUUCAUUGUUGUGUUGCUGUUGAUUUUGUUAUUUAUUAAACGCUUCCUAUAUAUGCAGAUGCCGGUAAAUCCUUAUUUUCCAACACAAAGGGACAAUCACUCAUGUCCCAUCAAGUAAAUGACAGUCUGGCUUCAUGACAGGGACAGGACAUACCAAAGCUCUUUGCGUUGGAGGGUACUCCUUCUCCACCUUACGUAUUUUUCUUAAGUGUGCAUGCCUGUACACUGUUUCAUGAAUGUUCUCAUUGCAUUCCUAGAGGUGAAGUGUUUCAGCUGAUUUGUUUACUUGAGGAUUUAGAUUUAUCUCCCACUUUGCUCAGCCGGUGUAAGCUCCACCCCACGUACAGGAUGAUUCCUUGAGGCCUAAGCUGAUGACUAAAGUUGAUUGCGGACCAAAUGUACCACUGGAGGGCUUGGUAAUCCGGUCCUGUGCCUGGUAUGACAUCAGGUAAGUCCAGACAAGGAGCCCAGGGUCUGGUUUUGGAGGAGUAAGGAAACCACUGGCGAUUUCAUAAUUGAAACAAUGUAGUCGUAUCGAUGGUGUCUGAGGCCAUGGCAAAGGUGGCCGUUUCGUUUGUUUUCAUCCAACAAUGUAAACUGUGUGCUCACUGAUGCAGAGCCACAAAUGCUGCAUGAGUCAAGUGCCAGACUGGAAACCAAAAGCAAACUCGCGCUACCGUAAAUGAAGGGUCAUAGUCAAGCAGUUACAUUUAAAGUCGCACUUCUGUAAUUCCAACUUCCCAUCAACAGCACUUAGAAAAUACAGUUAUAGAGGAACACUGGUUAUUCACAACCUAAAGAUGGAAAGACUGCUACAGAAAUCUCCAUCAGGCUCUUUAUAAAAGCAUGAUCUUCAGCUACUCAGUUUUCAGAUUCUGGUUGUGAGCCUACGUCAGGAACCAUAGAGCCAGACGGUGCUGCUCCACGCUGCUGAGCGGUGCUGAUCUUUUUUUAUCAUUGUUGGGCCACCGUCGAUGGCUGCCCACCAUAGAACGGGACCGCGCUUUAGGCACCAAAGAGGCAAGCAGUAGAACAGAAGAAACAUCAAAUGUCAAAGCCCGCUCCUGGGUAAAGAGGUCAAGAGAAACAUCUGGCAAACAGAGCCAUGUGUUGUUGAGAUCAUGGGACACAGACUCAGCCAAUUCAUUACUCAGUGCCCCAUCGUCAGAUGUUUACGUAGAGUGAUUGGACGGCUUUCAGGCAGACAGGCACCUUUUCACCCUGAAUCGACCAAUAAGGUUUGCAGCUCCAAAGUGAUUCUGAAAACACCGAAAGGGAAAUGCCCUCCAGGGAAAAACUAUUUAAGGUCUUUUUUGUACUUUUCAAUAUUCAUGUAUUUUUAAUGAAAAUCACUGGACAUUCCCUGCAAUACAAUAGACUGCCACCAGUCCAAUCCACGGACUUAAAUCACAUGUUACUUCUCUCAUUUUGGAUUUGGACUACAUCAGUGCAACAUUUUGGGGUAAAGUCUAGGGUUACA